Molecule: messenger RNA, 3759 nt
Organism: Nerophis lumbriciformis (worm pipefish)
Lineage: Eukaryota; Metazoa; Chordata; Actinopteri; Syngnathiformes; Syngnathidae
Source: RefSeq, a predicted model, not a curated record
AGAAUGAUGUCUGGGAUUUCAGAUGUAAAAAAGAAGUGGGCUGCAGUCCGGGGUCGCCUAGGCUCAUCACAGGACUCAGACACCCAACAGGAAGCCAACUUGGAGAAUGCUGAUCCGGAGCUAUGUAUUAGACUGCUUCAGGUUCCUACUGUGGUUAACUAUUCUGGCUUGAAGCGGCGCCUGGACGGAAGCGACCAGACAUGGAUGGUCCAAUUCCUGGAAUUGAGUGGGCUAGAUCUCCUCUUGGAGGCUCUGGACCGCCUUUCGGGGCGAGGUUGCUCUCGCAUCGCGGAUGCCCUCCUGCAGCUCACCUGUGUCAACUGUGUCCGUGCUGUCAUGAACUCUUCAACUGGGAUCCACUUCAUCAUCGAGAAUGAGGGCUACAUCCGGAAGCUCUCCCAAGCCCUGGAUACCUCCAACAUCAUGGUGAAGAAGCAGGUGUUUGAUCUACUUGCAGCCCUCAGCAUGUUCUCAACAGAUGGUCAUCACCUUGCUCUGGAUGCUCUGGACCACUACAAGGGUGUGAAGAUGCAUCACUAUCGCUUCAGCGUGAUCAUGAAUGAGUUGCAGGCCACAGACAACGUUCCUUACAUGGUCACGCUCCUCAGCGUCAUCAACGCUCUCAUCUUCGGCUCUGAUGACCUGAGGCAGAGAGAUAAGACAAGGAAGGAGUUUAUCGGGCUUCAGGUUCUUGACAUUCUCCCAAAAUUAAGAGAACAGGAGGAUGAAGACUUGAUUAUUCAAUGUGAAUCUUUUGAAGAAGCAAUGGCUGAAGAUGAGGAGGAGCUUUUGCGAGUAUACGGCGGGAUCGAUAUGAGCAAUCACCAGGAGGUCUUUUCAACUCUCUUCAACAAGGUGAGCAGCUCCCCGGCUUCUUUACAGCUGUUGUCAAUCCUGCAGACGCUGCUCCUGCUGGGGCCAAAUCGCUCUGAUAUCUGGCUAGCUCUAGAGGCCAUCGCUAACAGAGCCAUACUGUUGGCACAGGACUCUCAGAUAGGGUCGUUUGAGAAGAUCAUGGAGCGUCUGGUGUUCUUCAAGGGCAAGCGCUCCGAGGGCGAUCAAGUGGAUGGCCAGUAUGUCGGCGUGGACAAGGCUUCGCAGACGGGUCAGCUAGACCAAAAUCAGCUUGAGAAAUGCUCCACCUCAUCUCAGAAGUCCCUCUUAGCUGCUUCCCCUCUUCCUCCGCCACCACCACCAGCACCACCCCUUCCUCCAAAUAUGACGGGGUCCCAAGUUUCUCCUCAGUGCCCACCACCACCACCCCCUCCUCCACUUCCUGGUGGAUUUGGUGGACCUCCACCACCCCCUCCUUUACCAGGAAUGAUGCCUCCACCCCCACCACCUCCAUUACCUUUCAGUCCUGGCAUGGCCCCGCCACCACCUCCUCCCCCUCUGCCAGGUACGAGUAAUGGACCACCACCGCCACCUGCCUUACCUGGCAUGCCACCGCCACCACCAGCCACUCCCUCCCCAGGUAUGAUAGUGGCUCAGAGCAGCUAUACUCUGGGAUGCAGCACACCUGCAAAAUUGAGGCGAUGUCCCACUCUGAGGAUGAAAAAGCUCAACUGGCAGAAACUGAGAUCUGUUCAUGAUGGUCACUCAAUGUGGUCUUCAGUUCAGAACGAGCCUUCUCCCCACGAGCCGGACUAUAGCAGUAUCGAGCAGCUGUUCUGUCUCCCGGUGACUGAGCAAAAAGAAAAAGGGGCAGCUGCUCCUGUCAAGAAGGAGCCUAAAGAGAUUUCUUUCAUUGAUCCCAAGAAAAACUUGAAUCUAAACAUAUUCCUCAAGCAGUUCAAAUGCUCAAACGAGGACUUUGUGGCGAUGAUUCGAAAAGGUGACAGAAGCAGGUUUGAUGUAGAGGUGCUAAAACAGCUACUGAAGCUCCUGCCAGAAAAACAUGAGAUUGAAAACUUGAAGUCUUUCCAAGGAGAAAAAGAAAAGCUGGCAAAUGUCGACCGUUUCUUCACAUCGCUCCUCACUGUCCAUUGUUAUCACCUGAGGAUUGAGUGUAUGUUGUUGUGUGAAGAAACUGCAUCAGUGUUGGACAUGCUCCAACCUAAAGUCAAGCUGCUGGAGGAGGCCUGUCACUCUCUCAGGACAAGCACACUCAUUCCCAGUUUUUGCAGGCUCAUCCUCGACGUGGGCAAUUUCCUCAACUACGGAAGCCACACAGGAAAUGCCGAGGGUUUCAAGAUCAGCUCACUUCUCAAGCUUGCAGAGACAAAAGCCAACAAGAGCCGCAUUACUCUGCUUCAUCACAUCUUAGAGGAAGCUGAAGUGAACCACCCAGAGCUAUUGGCAUUACCAGAGGACAUUGAAGUCUGCCAAAAAGCUGCAGGAGUGAAUCUGGAUUCUCUCCAGUCCGAAGCCAACGCCUUACUUAAACGACUGAAUGAGGCAUCCAAAAAAGUGUCCAAGUCUGUGGAAGAAGUGAAGGAACAAUACUCAACAGUUCUUGAGGAAAAUCUGGAGGCGUGUCAAGCUUUGAGUAAAAGAUUUGUGGACAUUGACAAGAAGAGGAGUGAACUAGCUGUCUACUUGUGUGAAGAUGCCAAUCAGCUGUCGCUCGAAGAGCUUUUCGGAACAAUCAAGACUUUCCGGGAACUUUUCAUCAAGGCGCUGAAGGACAAUAAGACCAGGAAAGAGCAGGCAGCCAAAGCGGAGAAGAGAAAGAAGCAGUUGGCAGAAGAAGAGUCCAAGAGACAGAAGGGAGAAAAUGGCAAAAUAAUCAGGAAAGGCUUUGUGCCACAAGAUGAUGGCUGCAUAAUCGACCACCUGCUUGCAGACAUUAGGAAGGGUUUCAGCUUAAGAAAGACCAGGCCAAGGUGCGAUUCGGAAAGCCUCCCUCAUAGUGAAAUGAGUAGGGAUACCUGCCCACCUGGGUCAAGUGUGAAGCCUGUAGACGAAAAAGCCGCAGAAGUGGCCUCCACCGUUUCCGCUCCCAGCACACUUCCAACAGAGGAUCACCAAGCCAACUCAGGCGAGGUGAACGGCUUCAUCAGCUCACCAAAUGGCACUCCUUUGACACCUCACGGACAAGGUGUGGUUCAAGUGGUAGCUUCAUCCCAACCAACUCCAGAGCAAACAGUCUUGAUUGCACCAGCACCCAAGGAAAGGCUGACGACAUUACAGGAGGAGCAGACCUCAACACCUGCAGUACCCCAAAUUAAUCUUCUGGUGGAAACUUGUCCAUCUCUCCUCACAGAUGAUUCAACUGAAACUAGUGUACUUAGCCCAACCUCCCUGUCAGACUCUGACCUGUUGGAGGCCGUGUUAGAUGGAACUUCCAGCCAGGUACCUGAGGAGCCAGCAGACAGUGUAAAUGGCCAGCUUGCAGACAGAAAUUCAAGUGAAAGGAAUCCAAAGGUAGACGAGAACAGUCAAACUAUUGACAAGAGUUGUUUAAAAGAUGCCAAAAACCAAGACAAAGGUCUAGAUUUGCAUGUUGCAAAACCACCUGUGCGAGAUGUAGUGGUGAGCUGCACACAUGAAGACCCCAAAAGCAACAAGACUCCUAUUGAGAGCAUGCUGGGAGCUGAUGUCCAGGAUGGAGUCGAAUCCGAUGAUGUGCCAUCGGCAAGUGAAGAAAUUACUUCAUCACUAAACUCCGAACCAAAGAAACAGAAAAGUUUCUUUAAACGCAGCAAAAAGAAAGAUUCAGGUAAACUAUCUCUUAAGUUCAACCAAAAAAUCAAGAGCCUUGUAAAAUGUCUUAAAAAUAGAUGUUUUGGUGUAUUGCGGGUUAUGUGCCUUUCUUAA